Molecule: messenger RNA, 2054 nt
Organism: Lindgomyces ingoldianus
Lineage: Eukaryota; Fungi; Ascomycota; Dothideomycetes; Pleosporales; Lindgomycetaceae
Product: L-ornithine 5-monooxygenase (L-ornithine N(5)-oxygenase)
Exons: 5
Coding region: 188-1747 (519 amino acids)
Biological process (GO): intracellular iron ion homeostasis
Source: RefSeq, a predicted model, not a curated record
CUUUCUUGCCUUUGAAUAAAGUCUUGACACAUACGAUUUACUGUGGCCACUUCUUCCAUCUUAUUCACGUCUUUCGCACGGACCUGUCACAGUGACGGUUGACAGCUGUCAGUGCACUCUCGCACUCCAAUUGGAGCCCCAACUUUACUGAUCUGCAGCCUUCACGUACCUUGAUAUCACCGCGAAAAUGACUCCUCACGCCGAUUUUCGUACGCACUCGGAGAAGUGGAACUCUCCAGCCGGGCAGGAACCGCUCUUGGGAGCCAGUGAGUGUUUUACCAACGGGCUGGGAAAUAGCCACCUUCCUACCGUAGUGAGCCGAUCUCAUCUUCGACAUACACCAGAAGAGGAACUACAUGAUCUCGUAUGCGUUGGGUUUGGGCCGGCAUCACUCGCCAUUGCAGUGGCUCUUCACGAUGCGAUGGAUGGGACAGAUCCAUCCCUUAACAUCCCCAGUCUUCAACAAGACGCACCAAAGGUCGCAUUUCUGGAGAGACAACACCAAUUUGCAUGGCAUGCCGGAAUGCUGCUUCCUGGCGCGAGAAUGCAAAUUACGUUCAUGAAGGACAUGGCGACGUUGAGAAAUCCACGGAGCGAGUUUACCUUCAUUAAUUACCUCUUCAAGAAUGGUCGGCUCAUUGAAUUCACAAACUUAAACACUUUCCUACCACAGCGAGUGGAAUACGAGGAUUACAUGCGAUGGUGUGCGGGAUGGUUCGAGGAGGUCGUUCAGUAUGAUCAAGAAGUGCUGAAAAUUGUGCCUGAAAAAUCCUCUAGCGAGGGUGAUACUAUUUCAACAUUCACAGUGUUAUCACGAAACCUCCAAACCGGGGAAUUACAAUCUAGGAGGACGAAACACGUGGUCAUAGCAUCAGGUGGAAGACCAAACAUCCCAAAACCGUUCCCUAGCAACCACCCCAAGGUCGUACAUUCGUCGCAGUUUUCUCACAUCUCGACGAAGCUCUUGAAAGACUUCCAGCAUCCAUACAACGUGGCAGUAAUCGGGAACGGACAGAGCGCGGCAGAGAUCUUUGAUUUCUUGCAUUCCCAUUACCCUAAUGCGAAAACUAGGUUAUUAAUUAAAGGGGGUGCUUUGCGUCCAAGUGAUGAUUCACCUUUUGUGAACGAGAUUUUCAAUCCCUCUCGCGUCGACUGCACCUUUUCUCGCGACCCUGAUCUUCGCCACACCACCAUCACCGAGGAUCGCAAUACCAACUAUGGCGUUGUACGCCUAAAUUUACUCGAACGGAUCUACGAGACCUUAUACACUCAGCGCAUACGUUAUGGGAACUCUCCCGUCGCGGAGGAGCAAUGGCCUCAUCGGAUUCUACCUUAUCGUUCUGUACUCAAUUUGGAGGGCUCACCCGUUAUCAAUGGCGGAAUUCGUCUGCACGUACGAGACCAGAGUCCGCUUUACCUGUCCGAUGCGCCGAAUGCGGAGGAGAAGGAAGACGAGCUAGAUGUCGACGUAGUGUUCGUAGCGACAGGUUAUCAAAGGGAUUUGCACGAGACCCUCCUUCAAGACGCACGGAGCUUAAUGCCCGGUGGCGGCCUAAAAGAUGCAAAAUGGACAGUUCAACGCGACUACAGAGUACAGUUUGCAGACAAGAAGGUCAGCGACGAUGCCGGAGUCUGGCUGCAAGGUUGUUGCGAGAGCUCGCACGGUUUGAGUGACACGCUUCUUUCUAUUUUGGCAACACGCGGAGGACAGAUUGUCAAGUCUAUCUUUGAAAAUAGGUCUGUGUAAGGUGACCGUGUCAGUUACGAGGAGGCUUCGUCAGGAAGCGAUAAAAAGAGCAUUGGUUUGGAGGUGGGAAGUGGAGACGGCUUUUGCUUUGUUGCGUCAGCCCCAUGCGCCAGCAGUGCAUGUGGCUGUGUCGGACAUGUGGGGCUGAUUGGUGAGGCAUUCCAUCUCUCCGAGUUUAUUUCCUAUUGAUACCGGUUUUGGAGGUUAUACCUCGAGCCCUCAGAUGUCAAUGUCUGAUGAGUUCUUGUAUAGAGGGCUUGUUGAACUAGUUACCUACAGUUAGCAUUCUAUUAGCAUCUCACCUCUU